Messenger RNA from Candoia aspera, 853 nucleotides. It is a transcript of the gene METTL23, whose product is annotated as methyltransferase 23, arginine. Gene Ontology annotation, cellular component: cytoplasm; nucleus. The coding region runs from base 141 to 842 and encodes 233 amino acids. The transcript is spliced from 5 exons. The record is from RefSeq and is a predicted model, not a curated record. NCBI's taxonomy places the organism in Eukaryota, Metazoa, Chordata, Lepidosauria, Squamata, Candoiidae.
GCCAUUCGCUGUCGGAUGAUUUUUCUUAAUUCCACCCUUCGCAGAAAUGGACAUGCUUGGCUCUCUCGUCUGGAGACGCGCUGGAAGAGCCUGACUGCGGGUGGCCAAUCGGGCGCUAUUGAUCGUACGCAAAACUCGGCAUGUGCGAGACAGCAUCCAGCUUGACUGUGAAGGAAUACCGGUUUGGAAGGGGUCAGAAAAAAGGAGACGGGGAUGAGCCGACCUGUGCGUUGGUGGUGCUGAUUCCUGAGGUUCUUGAUCCUCAGUAUGGUAUGUAUGUAUGGCCUUGCGCAGUGGUUUUGGCCCAGUAUAUCUGGUUUCAUAGAAGACUUGUCUGUGGCAAGAGAAUACUGGAGAUCGGAGCAGGUGUGAGUCUUCCUGGAAUAGUGGCAGCAAAAUGUGGAGCUCAAGUAAUAUUAUCAGAUAAUGCAGAGUCCCCUCAGUGUCUCAACAACUGCCAAAGAAGCUGCCAGAUAAAUAACCUCUCUGGGGUGUGUGUUAUAGGACUUACCUGGGGUCAUAUAUCACCCUGUCUGUUGAUGUUAGCCCCAGUUGACCUUAUUUUGGCAUCUGAUGUAUUUUUUGAACCAGAAGACUUUGAAAACAUUAUAAGCACAGUGCACUAUUUAAUGGAAAAGAACCCACAUGCCCAAUUUUGGACUACUUACCAAGUCAGAAGUGCCAACUGGUCUAUUGAAGGAUUACUAUACAAGUGGGGGAUGGAAAGUACAUGUGUGCCAUUGCAGUCAUUUGAAGCCAACAAGGAACAACUUGCAGGGUCUUCUCUUCCAGGGAUGCACACUAUUCAAAUGAUAGUUAUCAGUAAAAAAAUAAAGGAUUGAAAUCUGUUCUG